UUCCGUAGUUCAAAACCCACCACCACCACCACCACCACCAUCGCCACCGACGUCGUCUUCCGUUUCCGGCCGCGAGGAAAUGGCGAUUUCCAUGGCGACGUUCGCCAUCACCCCGAGCCUGCGUCUUCCUUCGAGACGCCACAGCAAGCUCGCCGCCGUUCAGCCCUCGCGGAGGUUCUCCAGGACGGUUCCGUGGAGAAUCGGAGUGGUCUGCGCCGCUUCCUCGUCUGCAGCUCCGGGGAGUUCGAACCCCAACGCGGACUUCAACCCUUACGAGGUUUUGGGCGUUAAUCCAAUUGAGGGAUUUGACAUGAUUAAAGCAGCAUAUACAAAGAAACGAAAGGAUGCAGAGAGAAGAGGUGAUGAAGCAGCUGCCUCCCAACUGGAAAAAGCUUAUGACAAAGUGAUGAUGGCACAAUUAAGCAACAGGAAAAAGGGCGUCACAUUUGGUUCUUUCAAGGUCUCUAAGGAUAUCAAAUAUGCUGAUAAGCAACCCAUUGUACCAUGGGGACCGAGGUUCACCAAGUCCAGUGUACAAGACAUGCGCAUCAACAUGGCAAUAUCUGCUGUCUUCACAGCUUGGAUCCUAAUCAAACGCAAUGCUGAAUAUAAACCAUUACAAUUUUUAACAUUUGCAUUCGUGUACCGGAUCUUUGAGAAGUUGAAAUCAUUUGAACCGCCUGUAUCGCCAACCUUUACGGAAGAAGGUGAGGAGGAUCCAGGGAGAGGGUUGCGAAUGGGAAAACGGUUGCUUAGGUCUCUUGCAUUAGUUUUUGGCUGCAUCGCAUUUUCUUCUCUGGCAUAUACUGGUCUUCUGAACUUGAUAGAAUUCGUAGGCAGUUUUAUACCUGCUUUUCUUUAUAAUAACCAGGAACUUAUAGUCACCACUUCGACGGCAAUCUUUCUCUUUAUAAUGGCAUCAUUUUAUAGAUGACAGACGAACUUCAGUGAGAGUUUCACUUAUAGGUCGACUUGGGUGUCAAAUUUUGCCAUGUCAGGUGUUCUUUCUUUUCUUUUCUUUUUUUAACUUUGAAUUUUGCAUCUCAUCACUAAAACGGGUCUCGUGGACACUAGUUCGGUGACAUAAGGGCAGUACACUUGUAACAGAAUGUUAAAUUUACAUAAGGAGUUAGAUCAUCGCUUGUUGAAGUCGGAAAUAAUGUAAUGGACUGCUUUGAAGUCUCAUCAAGGGAAAAUGCGAGAGAACUAUGCAAGCUUAUUUGGUAGGACCUGGGACAUUAAGGGCUAUGUGAAAUACACGAAGCAACCCUUGCUGAAAUAGGCAACUUGGACCUACCCUGUAUUUUGAGCUCUGCUUGGUUUUUUUUUUCCUUCAUUCCUGAACUAGAAUGUUUCAUUUUUUCCGAGUGAGCAUACUUUCAUAUUCUGAGUUCGAAGCAGCAAGAGUACAUAUUGGUAGGUUUCAGCCAGAACUGAACCGAAAU
Molecule: messenger RNA, 1445 nt
Organism: Eucalyptus grandis
Lineage: Eukaryota; Viridiplantae; Streptophyta; Magnoliopsida; Myrtales; Myrtaceae
Exons: 10
Coding region: 80-934 (284 amino acids)
Cellular component (GO): chloroplast membrane
Source: RefSeq, a predicted model, not a curated record